ACAUAAUUUCUAAACAAAAUCUAUGACAGGGAGAGGUCAAUUUAUAAUAGAAUUAAUAAACACACUUCCUUAAAUAUUUCUUUCAAUAUCAUACAGAUAUAAAGAGUAGUGCAAUAUCAUCAUCAUACGUUUUUUUAAAUAUUCAUAGCCAUAAUGGAGAAAAUGUUAUCAAUACCAGAAAUAGCCACAGAAAUGGUAGAAAAAACAUUAAUGGAAACAAGUGACAAUAAUUCUCGUACGCUGUUCGUUGUUGGCAGUAAAUCAUCCGGUAAAACGUCCUUAUUAUAUACUUUUCUUGAUAAAAACGAAACACCACGUGAAACGUUGGUACUAGAAUAUUCUUUUGGACGGAAAUCAAAUCAAAAACAAGGUAUCGAAAAGACUGUUUGUCAUGUUUGGGAAUAUGGCGGCAAAUUGAAUUUAUUAAAAAACGUAUUGACCUCGAUACCAAUGCACGGAGUACAUAUUUACUGCAUUAUAAUAGAUUUAAGUAAGGUUAAAUCUAUCUGGAGUACAUUGGAACUAUGCUUGCAAUCGUAUUCUGAACUAGAAAAAACACCGGAAGUCAUUAUAAUUGGUGGGAAAUAUGACAUUUUCAAAGAUUACGAUAAUGAAAUUAAGAAAUUUAUAUGCACAACUCUCAGAAGUGUCUCUCUUAUUUAUAGUGCCCAUUUACUGUUUUAUUCAUCAAAGGAUCCAUACUUAGUAAAAAGAGGAAAAGAAAUAUUACAUAACAUGUGUUUUGGAAAUUUCUCUUCAUUCAAAGAGAAAAAUACAAACUUUGGAAAGCCUUUAAUGGUAGCCAAAGGUGCAGAUUCGUGGGAAAAUAUCGGUGUCCCUAAAUCUACAAUAGAGGAAGUGAAAAUGCGGCAUUUAUCUCGCAUCCCAUUGCAACCGGAAGUCACCGAGACGGAUGUUGACUCUGGACUCAAACUUAUGCGAUCUCAUCCAGAAACAGCGAUAGAUGUCAAAGUGGCUUUGAAAUAUGAAGAACUACGAAACCUUACAUCUUUGGAUAUUUCGAUUGAUGACUAUUUAGCGGGAAUAAAAUCGUAAAUCAGUUUAAAUAGUUGUGUAGUUUUGAUAAAAUGUUUAAAUAAAAAACUUUGAUAAUACUUUGAA
Messenger RNA from Plodia interpunctella (Indianmeal moth), 1122 nucleotides. RefSeq lists its product as uncharacterized. Gene Ontology annotation, cellular component: axoneme; ciliary basal body; cytoplasmic dynein complex. The transcript has 4 exons. Gene Ontology annotation, biological process: intraciliary transport involved in cilium assembly; intraciliary retrograde transport. NCBI's taxonomy places the organism in Eukaryota, Metazoa, Arthropoda, Insecta, Lepidoptera, Pyralidae. Gene Ontology annotation, molecular function: dynein heavy chain binding. The coding region runs from base 154 to 1056 and encodes 300 amino acids. The record is from RefSeq and is a predicted model, not a curated record.